AUGGCUGAUAGAAGUGCUGCUGAGAGGGCUUGCAAAGACGCAAAUCCAAUCAUUGACGGCAGGAAAGCUAAUGUGAAUCUUGCAUAUCUGGGAGCAAAGCCACAAAUAAUGAAGCCAGGUUUUGCCUUUGGAGUACAACAAAUUCACCCAGCACUUAUCCAAAGGCCUUUUGGAAUUCCUGGACAUUACGUUUAUCCACAUGCGUUUGUGCAGCCGGGAGUUAUGAUUCCACAUGUCCAGCCAACAGCUGCCGCUGCCUCUACAAGUCCGUACAUUGAUUACACUGGAGCCGCCUACGCACAGUACUCUGCCGCUGCGGCCGCUGCUGCAGCUGCCUAUGAUCAUUACCCAUAUGCUGCCUCCCCAGCUGCAACCAGAUAUGUUACCACUGCUGGUUAUGGCUAUGCAGUUCAGCAGCCACUUGCCUCUGCAGCACCUGGAACUGCUGCUGCAGCAGCUGCGGCCUUUGGCCAAUACCAGCCACAGCAGCUGCAGGCUGACCGCAUGCCGUAAUGCUUAA
This is a messenger RNA of Pelobates fuscus (common spadefoot toad), 520 nucleotides long. RefSeq names its product RNA-binding protein 24-like. Gene Ontology annotation, biological process: positive regulation of myotube differentiation; regulation of alternative mRNA splicing, via spliceosome; mRNA stabilization. Lineage: Eukaryota; Metazoa; Chordata; Amphibia; Anura; Pelobatidae. Gene Ontology annotation, cellular component: nucleus; cytosol. The transcript has a single exon. Bases 1 to 513 code for a protein of 170 amino acids. Gene Ontology annotation, molecular function: mRNA 3'-UTR binding. The record is from RefSeq and is a predicted model, not a curated record.